Drosophila guanche is the source of this 1100-nucleotide messenger RNA. RefSeq lists its product as uncharacterized. Bases 25 to 789 code for a protein of 254 amino acids. NCBI's taxonomy places the organism in Eukaryota, Metazoa, Arthropoda, Insecta, Diptera, Drosophilidae. The record is from RefSeq and is a predicted model, not a curated record. The transcript is spliced from 2 exons.
UGCGUUUUCUGCCUGCUGCUUGGCAUGAACCAUCGACGACAUGCGGUCUUACUAGCAGCGCCGAUCCAGCUGAACGAGCAGCCCGCCCAGGAGACUCUCAUGGCCCCUACACAGAUAAAUGAAUUGGUGUCUGUUGGAGUGCCUGUAGGCUCGAAUAUAAUGAAAAAUCCACCGAUGGUGAUGGCUAACAACAAGAGUGGCAGUGAGCAGAUAGAGGCUGACGGUAAGCAACGUCGAGGUCGAGCUGUUUUUUAUCAAAACGGGACAGGGGAAACGAAGACAUGGCCCAAAGAGCUGACCAUCCCACUAGCACGCGGAAUGGUAGGCAUCAUGGGCAGGGCAAAGCCUAUAAACCCCUGGACCGUCACCUACGGCGAUGUUUGGAGGGAUACGCGACUCGCUGCCCAGUGGAUGAGUCGGGUGCCCCGAAUCCAUUUGGCGUCGUCCCCCGUCGUUGACUACUAUCCCGACGAUAAGAAAUUGGUCAGCGUGUGCUAUCCUCAUAAAACAAGAUCGUCCAUUGCCUUGUACCAUAUUUAUGGCAUAACAAUGGUUCCAUGGUUUAAAAGACAUAUCUACAAGAAGUCCUUCAGAUACAGGAAACUUACCCCCUUAAGGGACGCUGAUCAUCAGAAAUUGGAAUAUGAGGACUGCCACAAUAAAUCGACACUGAAGACAACAGUUUUAGAGCAUUUGGAAUGCACCUCGACAGCCUUUGCGAAAAUGACACGCAGUCUUGGAUAUUAUCCAAGACAUCAGAAUUUUUGGUUUUACCCAUCCGUCGAAUAAUUUAUGUUGCCCACAAAUGGCGAGAGCGGCAAAAGCGCUUGCACCUAUGUAGGUGGCAAACGGUAGUGGUUAGUAGAAACACAGCAAACCAUCAGGAGAAAUAUCUCUACCGAUGCCCUCUGGAUAUGCGAUGGCAAACCGCAGUUUGCAACAAAUGUUUAUGAUGACAAUUAAUUGCGUUUGACCGAAAAUUAGGGAAUUACAAAAACUGUUAAACUGUUUAAAUGGAUUGCCAAUUUAGCGAUCCAUUACUCUACGAUAACUUUCUGUAUAAUGUACGCAUUUUCGUGAAUAUAAUAUUUGUUUAUAAA